UUAGUAAAGUUUCCUAUCAAGACAAACUUGCAACAUAAUUUUGAACAUAAAAAUGGAUUCUUAUUCAUAUGCAGCUAUUUCUUCUUCUUCUUCUUCUAAUUCUUCUUCCUCUAGUUCUAUUCCAGGUUCCACAUAUUCACAAGAAGUAAAGAAAAACAAACCAUUACCUUCAUAUCAUUCCUCACUUCAUCGAGUUCGUAAGCUCCCAUUAAAACCAAUGACGAAACAACCAAUCGCGCCAUUGCCACCAACACCUCCUAAAAUCUACAGAGUCGAACCGGUUAAUUUCAUGGAAGUUGUCCAAAUGCUGACUGCAGCGCCUGAGUUUCAAUCCAGCUCAAGUAAUUCUAGCUCUGGCUCCGGCUCUAGUUCUAGUAAUUCCAGUUCGAGACGUUUACAAGAUGUGGCUCCUCCUCCACUUGAUCUCUCACCAGUUUCAUUGCCAAGAAACAGCAUCGCUGCAGAAUGGCGAGAGUUCCUUCGUCCUUCUUCCUCCUCAAACAACCAAGUUGAAUCAAUUAGUGCGGCUUGUAAUGACUCAACAAAUGAAGCGCAAGAAAGAUCACAUAUAGCGCCCCGAAAUCUAUCAGACAAUAUUUUCGGAUCAUGUAGCCCGCUGGCUAAUUUCCCUCUAUCGCCCGCUUCUUUUGCAUGGUGCUCUUCUAUUCUUCUUAGCCCUAGCACGCUUGCUUCACCAAGCACCGUUCUCUAGCUCGUUUGCCAUUGCCUCAAGUCAUUUCAAAGUUGUAACCGUUAUUCCUUAGGGUCAUUUGGUAUGCGGACUAAAUUUUUCCAGGAUUAUAUCCCUAGAUAUAUUAAAUAAUCCCAUCUGGGAGGUGGAACUAAAUAAUACCACGUUUGAUAGUAUAAGAUGGGAUAUCCAGGAAUAAGUUUGGGACAAAGUUUAUACUAUGUUUGGUUGACGGUAUAAAUUUAUACUGUCAAUCAAACACAGAAUAAAUUUAGUACCACACUUUAUCCCGCGUACCAACGUCCCUUAUUGUUUAUCACUACUGCAUUUACUUUUGGGCCAGCGGAUCAAGAAUUUGAAUUGGAACUAAAAGAGAUCACAAUUCAAAUACUUGAAGCUACUUUCUUUUCUCUUCAUUAAUUUUCACAUUUGCUUGCAAUUCCAAAAUAUCAGAUCGAUGUAUUGUAUUUCCAAAUUUUCAUUCCAAAGGCAUGGUUUGUGUGUCUCUUUGUUAUUGUCCAAAGUGCGAUGUAA
Messenger RNA from Nicotiana attenuata, 1225 nucleotides. RefSeq names its product probable serine/threonine-protein kinase DDB_G0278665. The record is from RefSeq and is a predicted model, not a curated record. Lineage: Eukaryota; Viridiplantae; Streptophyta; Magnoliopsida; Solanales; Solanaceae. Bases 53 to 712 code for a protein of 219 amino acids. The transcript has a single exon.